This is a messenger RNA of Saccostrea cuccullata (small rock oyster), 1088 nucleotides long. RefSeq lists its product as uncharacterized. The coding region runs from base 66 to 929 and encodes 287 amino acids. The record is from RefSeq and is a predicted model, not a curated record. The transcript is spliced from 2 exons. Lineage: Eukaryota; Metazoa; Mollusca; Bivalvia; Ostreida; Ostreidae.
AAGACCAGACAACCCCUGAAAAAAAAUCAAAUUAAUGGUAUGAGGAGGAAGAGUAAACAUCAAACAUGGAGCUGACAUUUUUUGUGGUGGAGAUUCUGCAGUCUUUGGUGCUGUUCGGGACUCUCUCGGCGGGUUUCCUGGUGUUGUUGUUCCUGAUGCUGGAUGAUUGUAAACACACUGUGAUAACUGUAGUCAUUGUCACAACUGGUCUUGUACACGAACUGUACUGCGCCUCUGUGUUAGGGUACUUCAAGCGUUUGAUGCAGAUCUCGAGCCUUCGACCCAAGGACGAUGGAUGUCGGGACUUUUAUGUACCAACGUUAAUUGCCAACGCUAUAUUUUUUACCAUCAUUACAAAAUAUGUCAUCUCCACUGGAACCUUAAUACCAUAUAAAAAGCUCAUCAAAAGGGCUGUGAUUUUAUAUUCACUGUUAUCUGUUUCUCUUCUUAUAUGGCAAAAUCCUGAAAAAUCUCUGCAACAGACGGCAUCCAUGAACUUGACAACUGAUGUACAAGUUUAUUUUACUGUAUGUAGGAAUGACGUGGUUAUAAAUUGUUUAUACACUGUGAUGGAGUAUGCAGUGUUUUAUCUUCCAAUUGCAUUGUUUUAUUUCUGGAUUGCUGUAAUAAAUGCUACCAGUGACACAGGAAUCUCAUUCUGGAACAUAAACAUUCUAAAAUCCUGUGCUAAUUCCAACUCAUUCUGCAAUCGCUGCCAUAAAAUGAAUUACACUGUUCAGAUAGUCCUGUUUUACAUGGGUGUUGGGAUCUUGGUGGCGCGUCCCGUUCAGCUGAUGUAUGGAUUUAUUCACAAUGAGGCUGUAAUUGACGUUAUACCAAGCCUCACAAACACAGUUGUUUACUCAUUCCUGUCUUUAGAAUACCUAACAGACUUUUCCCACAUCAAACAUAGAAGUAAUUCAAACUGAUGUUACUAUAUUCCUAGACAUAUUGGCAUAAUAUGAUAUUAUUUACUUAUUUUUUCCUGCUGUUGCUGAGUUAUUGGUUUUACAGUGAUGUACUGCUUUUUAUUGCAAGAUUUUGAUACAUCGUUACUUGUAUGUUAAAACAAUAAAUAUUUUAAUUUU